Messenger RNA from Armigeres subalbatus, 3642 nucleotides. Its product is annotated as G-protein coupled receptor dmsr-1. NCBI's taxonomy places the organism in Eukaryota, Metazoa, Arthropoda, Insecta, Diptera, Culicidae. Gene Ontology annotation, biological process: G protein-coupled receptor signaling pathway. The coding region runs from base 1329 to 2798 and encodes 489 amino acids. The transcript has 9 exons. The record is from RefSeq and is a predicted model, not a curated record. Gene Ontology annotation, molecular function: G protein-coupled peptide receptor activity. Gene Ontology annotation, cellular component: plasma membrane.
CUCCCCGAUAUGUUGUCGUGGUUCGUCAAUCUGUCGUUUGUUCUCAGGUGUUCGAGCGUGUGAAACGUUUGCUCGUUAACUUGUUUUACCCAGACGACGACGACGACGACGAGUUAUCGUGAGGAUACAAAUUCACCCGCAAGUGGGUGGCAAACGGUGGCUGGGUGAUACGGAUGGGUGGUUACCGACGUACCAUCGCUGUCGAUCAAAAUACAUUGCACGGUGGAGCAUUUCAUUCAGUUUUCCUUCAGAUUGUGUCGAGAGCAGUCGGUCGGUCGUUUGCGUGGAAGUGUGGACUAACUCUUCGAUUUCGAAUCAAUCUCGUGUUCGUGCGGUGCUUCGUAAGUGUUUAUAAAUGCUGGAGAUGGCUUUAAGAUUUUAUGUACCUAAAGGAGAUAUAACUUACAUGAGAUUUAUCGUGACGGCGGGAAAAUAUUUAAAGUAUUGAUUGUCGUGUUGUCUCUAAUGAAGACGAUUUGAAGAGAAUAAAGUGAAUGGUUUAAAGCCCGACUUCAGAGUAUUGGAAUGACAGAGAAGAGGCCGGCUGAAUUUGUGAAUGAUUUCGAUUAAAAUGAUUGGUGGCUGCCAGAUGGAAUCCGUUCAAUUACAGUGUCUAUAAAUUUUACAAUGGAUGGUUUGGGCGUUCGAUUUAAGUGCUUAUCAUCUCGGUCGUAAAGUGAAAGUGAAAUUUCUUCGGUCCUGGUUUUUAUGGUGGAUACAGCCAUCAAGGUGCUUCUAAUGAUCUAUCCUUGUGCAGUGCAGUUAGUGUUAAUGGAUGUGUACGAUUCAAUUAACUUUUAGGCUCGGCACAAGAUAAAUAGAGUGCGUGUCUUUCAGUGAACCGAUAAUAAAAUAAACCUUUCUUCGGACUCACUUCAAGUUGGAUGUCCUCUGUGUUCUUCUACGUGAGCAAUGUGCACCCAACCGGCAAUGAACAGGCAUGGGAACAAAAUGUCUGACAGUUGUGAAGAAUAAAGUGUCCCACAGUCUAUUCAGCAGGUGCCAAGCGGGUGUGCAACGACGUCUUUGUGCUAAUUAAAAGAACUGCCAUUGAAGGCAUUGAGUGAUCCACUUUUGGGGUAGAAGAAAAACUUCAUAUCAUACGCAUACAUGUGGUAAUCGCUGGUGGUGAACAAGUAGGAAAGUUUAAACUUUUGAACUCAAGUGGAACAACCGCGGGCUUGAAACAGAAAGCUUGACAAACGGCAGUGCAUCUGACAACUAAGCAUUUCAACGGAUUUUCAGGACGAUGCUGUUCGGUGGUGUAGACACGAUGGCGUCCAAACCGUUGAUGUUCGUCGGUGCACCGGACAGGCGUCAGGCGUAAAAUGCUGAGCGUCGAAGAGCGAGUACUGGAAUGGUUCCAUUUUAUCUACCACAACGACUCCUCCUCCUCCCCGGCCCUGAACGCGGACGAAUUCCGCCGCCGCCUGUUCUCAACCCUCGACUCCAACCUUACCAACAACAUGAACGGUUCCAGCAAACUGUAUCGAACGGCUUUCGAGUUUCAGAACAUCUCUGAUCAUAACAUCACCCAAGAAUAUGUUAAUGACUUCCUGGAGAAGCUGUUCCAAUCGUUGAAUCGAGUGAAUCGAACAACCACUACAAGCACCGACGUCAAUUGGAAUGCUGACGAAGCAGAGCUCAGCAACUGCAGUUUAUACUGCAGGGGAACGAUGCGCGAUGUGCUACUGGAUUACAAAACACUACACGGCUACAUUGCGUUAGUGAUAUGCGUUUUCGGCACAAUCGCGAAUAUUUUGAAUGUCGUCGUCCUGACACGCAAAGAGAUGAGCAAAAUCCCUAUCAACCGCAUCCUGAAGUGGCUCUCCGUGACCGACAUGUUCGUGAUGAUGGAGUACAUCCCGUUUGCCUUCUACAUGUAUUCGAUACUGCCAGAUCGACGAGACUUUCCCUAUUCAUGGGCAGUGUACCUGAUGUUUCACAUGCAUUUCACCCAGAUAUUGCACACCAUUUCGAUACUGCUGACUGUGAUGCUGGCUGUUUGGAGAUAUAUAGCCAUCAAACACCCUCACGGUUCAUUGGCCGUCUACGCUCAAUCCAAUUACAGUUACGCCAUCCUCUUCUGCUACAUACUGGCGCCCAUUCUCUGCAUGCCAACGUACUUUGUCUUCACGAUACGGCAGACGCAUGUCUUCGAGCACGAUGCCCACGUCCUGUUGUAUCACUUGGAUGCCGACGAAAACACUUCGAUCUAUCGGUACAACUUUUGGAUUCACUCGGUCAUCAUUAAGCUGCUGCCCUGUGCAGUCCUGACGUUAAUCAGCUGUGUGCUGAUAAACGUCCUUUGGAAGGCCAGCAAACGGAGACUGAAGCUGAAACAGGGCGGGAACUAUAGCAGCAAGAAUGGUACCGGGGUGUCAACGCCAAGUCAUGGCACUAGUCAAAAUAUUGCUGCAACCAGCAUAACGAUCCCUUCUUCAACAAUGACGCCAGCUCAGAGCAACGGAAGCAGACAUCCCAAAACGGAUCGCCGAGCGGACCGCACCACCACCCUGCUGGUGGCCGUACUGCUUCUGUUCUUGUUCACCGAGUUCCCCCAGGGGAUUCUCGGCUUGCUCAGCGGCAUCCUGGAGAAGUGUUUCUUCAAACGCUGCUACGCCCUGUUCGGUGAAGUGAUGGACCUGCUUGCCUUAAUCAACGCCGCCAUCGGUUUCGUACUGUACGGCCUAAUGUCGAAACAGUUCCGCACUAGCUUUAAGUCGGUUUUUUGCAAAACUCCAACCCAUAGGGUCGAGAUGACGAGAAUGACCGGUUUGACCACUACCUGCGUCUAAUGCGAUUGGCACUCGAGCGAGGUACGUCGAAACGUAGGACCGGGGGAUUCUAGCACGAAUUUUUAGCACUCUUUCAUUUGUCUUGGCAUCGUGUUACUUAUCACUGUUUUACAUUUAGCACGCCGUUACAUAGGAUUCAAAAUAGUAAUUCAUUGUCUCAGUUAAAUAAGAAUUAUACCAUCAAACAUCUGCGAAUCAGUAGCGAGGACCAGGAGCUAAAUUUUGACUAGAAUCGAACGUCUCAAGAUUUCCGCUUGGGUUGGAGUUGUGAUUAAAUGGAAUUUACUGUGUAAAUAAAAUCACCGAGCUUCUAGCGAGAGGAAUAUAAAUGUCGUCUUUUACAUGACAAAGAACGAAUAGCAUAGUUAGGUUGCGAUUCCCGUACCAAGUGGUGGUCGUCUCAAGUGACUGGCGAAAUAGAAUCCCACCUUACCGAUUGCCGUAGGCGUUAGAGCCCAACCGUCUUACGGAUCAGUAUAAUAGAAAGCACUCCGAUGGACCACAGCUGUUCCGCCUUUAUCCCUUGGAACGGUUACCACGGAUGGAUCGAACAAAUAAUAGAACGGAUUACUUUUAGAUGUACAUUUACUAACGAAGUUGAGUGUAAGUUUAUAUUAAUAAUAGUCGUGGAGCAUAUUUUAGAAAAAAAAUCUAUCACGAAGUGGAAGCAUUUAAAAUGAAGAGUUAGAAAGUUGAACGAGUAGAGCUCGAAUAGAAAUUUACGCAAAAUCUCGUGAUUUUAAAGUUUAGACAUAAUGUAUAUUUUUCUAUAUGAACUCGAUGUGAAUAGCCCCUGUCAGAAAGAGUUUAAUAAAUUGUUGGAUGAAUGAGUCCUCUAAAUGAA